Molecule: messenger RNA, 237 nt
Organism: Diabrotica balteata
Lineage: Eukaryota; Metazoa; Arthropoda; Insecta; Coleoptera; Chrysomelidae
Source: the annotation of a GenBank genome assembly
AUGCCUUGUCAAACUAUUACUAGGCGUGUCGACGACAUUGGAAAACAUAUUGAGGAGAAUUUGAAAAAUCGAGCAUCUAAUUUCAUAUUUUAUACUCUAGCAUUGGAUAAAAGCACAUAUUUAACAGAUACCGUUCAAGUGGCGAUAUUUAUCAGGGGUGUUGAUGUCCAUUUCAACGCAAAAGAAGAAUUAUCCUUAGUGUGCUUAAGCACACUACCUGCUCACGAGAUUUCUUAG